AUGUCGUCCAACGGUUCUCUGGUUGAAAAGAAAGGAGAUGCUAAGGCUGGCUCCAAGAACGCGCUGGGUGCCUUUCGCGGCCCUGUCGCUGGCGGCGACGUCGAUGUUGAACGCAUCGAGGAUGUGUCUCUAGUCGAGCCUCCAGUAAAGCAGAAGAAGUCGCGCCAGCUGCGCCGUCACUUUGCGCGGUUCUGGUGCUGCUAUCUCUUCUGGAACAUCAUCUUCCUCGCCAUCUUCCUACCAAUCUUCUUCUUAAUCGUCAUUCCUGCCGUCGCUCAGCUGGUCGUCGACAAGUCAGACCUUGUGCUGGUUAACGCGCAACUCGUUGACCCACGCCCGGACUCCAUGAUGCUCACCCUCGAGGCUGCUCUGGACCUUGGAGUGAUAUUCCCCGUGCGCAUUGAGCCGCUCACGCUGUCUAUCUACAACCCCGAGGCGACAGGAAACGACACCAUUUUCAAAUCCACAAUCGGCGCCUCGAGAAUCGAUGGAAAUACGACCCUGGGCGUUAAGGAUGUCCGUACACCCUUGCACGUGUCCGAGUGGACCGACUAUGUCCAUAGAGUCGUCUUCAACAAGAACGAACCCCUACCAGUGAAGGGUUCGACCAUUACGUACAUUGGUAUUCUCAAAGCGCAUGUCCAUGUAGACAAGUUUAUCCAUCAGAACACACUCAAUUCAUUUGAGGGGUUCUCUAUUGAUGAGCCCCAGUUAAUAAAGAAAGAAGAGGACGGCACAAACCUGGUCGCAAAUGCAACCCUUCCAAACCCGUCUGUGAUGACUCUGCAGAUUGGAACCACCGUGCUCGACCUCAAGGCCGGUAACUACACCCUUGGCAACGCAACGAUCGAUAACCUCAUACUAUACCCGGGCAAUCACUCAGCCUCGGUAAGAGGCAUCCUCGACCUCGAAUAUCUCGUCCACAACCUGGGUGGAAUUCUCAAGACCCAAGGCGACGCCCUGAACAGAGGAGCCCUUAGCCUCACAGCCGUCGGAAGAUCUGUUACUCACGACGGCGAAGAUGUCCCGUAUUACACAAAAGUCAUGCAGGAGCUGAGCCUGACCGCCGAUGUCUCGAUUGCGGCACUACUCAAGAACACUGUACAUGGAGCCCUCCACCCCGAGGGAGAGCCGGGACUCCUCGACAACCUGACGGGCUCCAAGGGCGAUAAUAAGCUCCACGACGCUCUCGAUGGCAUUCACGAUCCGGACAACAGUUUAGGGCUGGAUAAAACCAGCUCAUAA
This is a messenger RNA of Aspergillus puulaauensis, 1245 nucleotides long. RefSeq names its product DUF3712 domain-containing protein. Gene Ontology annotation, cellular component: fungal-type vacuole membrane. The transcript has 4 exons. The record is from RefSeq and is a predicted model, not a curated record. Bases 1 to 1245 code for a protein of 414 amino acids. NCBI's taxonomy places the organism in Eukaryota, Fungi, Ascomycota, Eurotiomycetes, Eurotiales, Aspergillaceae.